GAAGUUUGUUGCCAUGUGAAUCAAUGAGAUCUGUACCCUCAGGACUUCUCGCACUACUGACAUUGCCAGACCGGCACACUAUCUGUAUUUGCAAAGGUUGUCAACUAAAUCUUUCCAUGAGCAGUAAGAUAUUUCUGCGAACAAGCACAUCGUAAUCAACUUCUCAAAAGUGAAGGAUAUACACAAACGCUCACUCGUCGGCACUAAAGGAGGACACAGCAUAGUAUGGCGCAGGCCAUGGCUGCCCUGCGCUCAGCAGCUGUGGCAUCUGCAGCGCUGUCCUUGCGUCAGCCCCAUCUGCGCAGAGCAUUGCCUGGUCUGCACCAGCACAUCAGCACAGAGCGCACCUUUCCAACUCCCAAACCAGGGCCAGCAAUGAAGAGUGCCAACUUCAUUCCUCGGCGCUGUCUUUCUUUCAGAACGGCUGCUUUGAGCAGCAGCAACGGCAGCUCAAAGUUUGGAGGCGGCUUUGCCAACGGGCGCAAGGUGGAAAAGAUCGGAGAGCAGUAUGUGGUCACAUUCGGCAAUGAUGAGGAGUCAAGUACAGCCUCAACCAGCAAGCAGUCCUGGAUAAAGCGCCUCACUUUGAGCUCCGCUGAGAAGAAGAAGGUGUUCUGCGAGUUUGUCACCCAGGCUGCUUUCAACUUCUGCUCGUGCAGCAUUGUGGCUGCGGCCGCCAUGAAUGCAGGAGGCAACGCCCUUCUGUCCACCGGCUUAGUCAUGGCCGCCCACAUGGUGCUGCUGCCUCUGUUGAUCUUCACAUUUGGGCCCGUCAGCGGAGCGCACUUCAACCCCAUGGUCACUGCUACCUUCGUGGCCACAAAAGCCAUGGCACUCAAGUUGGGAGUUGCCUACAUCAUAGCACAGGUCCUUGGUGGCGUUGUGGGCGCAGCUGCCGCCUUCUCCAGCUUGCCAGCGGCGCUUCAGACUGCAGCAUAUGCCGGCAUUAACGCUGUCCCAGCAGACCACACUGUACUGCAGGCUUUCAUGGGAGAGGUCUAUGCCUCGUUCGUAUUCAUCUCCGUCUUGUUUGGGACAGUCGUGGACAAGAGGGGAUGGGGCCGGCUGGGCCCCAUAGCGGUGGGGCUGAUAGUGCCGCUGCUGAUGUUUCUGGAGGGCUCCGUCAGCAGCAUGUGCAUCAACCCGGCGCGCGCUUUCGGCCCGGCCCUCGUUUCAGGCGUGUGGGACAACCACUGGAUCUAUUGGACCGCCCCGUUCCUCGGGGGCGUUCCUGCCGGCCUCAUCUACUCCAAGUUCUUCACUGCAGAGGCGCUGAGCAAGGGGACAAAGACUGCUGGGGCGCCUGAAAAGGCGCCUCCGCUGCUGCUGCAGGAGUGGCUGAAUGGCUCCCCGCUCAGCAUGCGGGCAGGCUCCCAUCUCGUGCUCAACUUUGACAGCAACCCAUUCGCCUCCAGCAGGCGCGCACCACUGAGUUAA
This is a messenger RNA of Coccomyxa subellipsoidea C-169, 1437 nucleotides long. Its product is annotated as aquaporin-like protein. Gene Ontology annotation, biological process: transmembrane transport. Bases 226 to 1437 code for a protein of 403 amino acids. The transcript has 13 exons. Lineage: Eukaryota; Viridiplantae; Chlorophyta; Trebouxiophyceae; Coccomyxaceae. Gene Ontology annotation, molecular function: water channel activity. The record is from RefSeq and is a predicted model, not a curated record. Gene Ontology annotation, cellular component: plasma membrane.